UUCAUCCGAAGCCACAAAAAUUUACCUCGCGCGCAACACACUACAAUCUACGCACAUAUAGACAAUCACCCAACAAGUUAUAACUCAAGAUGGGCUUCAGGUAUAUCGUCGAACACAUGGAAGAAGAUGAGAAUACGCCGCGAUCACUGCCAGAGUGGGUCGUAUUGGAAUACCAGCACAUGCGCGCCCUGGCAGGUGCAUCCUCCACGGUUCACUUCACGCACCUCUCGCAGGCCUCGACCGAUUCCUUAACAGCCUUAUUUUCUGCGUCGCCACAGCCAUCCUCUUCCGAAUCUGGAUUAGCUGCCGCAUACGCCCACACAACGCCCAUUUUACCUUUCUUGUCCUCAAUGCAGAUACCUCUCGAAAGAGUUUGCUUGUUAGACCCGAAGGCGCCCCAGGAGAUAUCUCCCGCGGACGCCGCUGAAUUCGACUGCUUUCUGUUAGGAGGGAUGUUAGGUGACGACCCCCCACGCGACCGCACCUCCGAACUGCGGGCUCUGGGAUUCCCAUCGAGACACCUAGGGCCUGUCCAAAUGACUACCGACACAGCACUAGGCGUCACGAAAAAGGUCGUCGAGGACAAGAUUCCAUUAUCGGAAAUUCCCUACGUCGACUUCCCGACUAUCCGCUUUUCGGCGAAGGAAUCCGUUGAGAUGCCAUUCCGAUAUAUAUCUCAGGAUGGAUCCCCCCUUCUGCCGCCCGGCAUGAAGGACCUGCUCAAAAGGGAUUUGGAUCGGGGAUUCGAGUUCUAAUUGUUAGUAGUUGCAAGAGCGUGUAGAUAAUGAAGGUGCGUUAACGUUAGACUGUGUAGAACUAGUGAAUGCCGUCCUUUAGUGAUGCUAAAACCUAUGUAAGGUACUUAGGAUAUCCAGCGGGUCCUCAAUGAUUGUGAAGAUUGCGCGUC
Molecule: messenger RNA, 907 nt
Organism: Gloeophyllum trabeum ATCC 11539
Lineage: Eukaryota; Fungi; Basidiomycota; Agaricomycetes; Gloeophyllales; Gloeophyllaceae
Product: DUF431-domain-containing protein
Exons: 8
Coding region: 90-755 (221 amino acids)
Biological process (GO): peptidyl-arginine methylation
Molecular function (GO): protein-arginine omega-N monomethyltransferase activity
Source: RefSeq, a predicted model, not a curated record